AUGAGGAGCGAACUGGCGCAAUUCUUGUCGCAGCAUUACAAUUCUGUAAAGUUGGCCCAUCCAAACGAAGGCCGCAGGAAAUGGAAGUUACGCGUCCUUGAAAAUUUUUGGGCAAGCAACCCGGCUCCUCCCUCAGAUUCUGACAGUUUUAGGGAUGAAGAACUGUCUAACGAAGAUGAAGACCCAUUCGACUCGGUGAUAGAGAAUGUUGCUGGGGGUGUGGUGAUCCGAACAGAUUUCUCUGAUGAGGAUUCCUGGCGGUCGAUCCAUGAAAAAUUAAAAGAAGCUGAGAAGGAGAUAACUGGAAACGAUAAUCCGAAGUCAAACAAUGACACAACUACAAUGGACGAGAACAACACCGACGCCGACAUGAAAGAAGAGGACGAAGAGGAAGAAGGCGAGGACGGAAAGCUCAUCAAAACGAUCAACCCAGAAUCGCCCAAUGAACGGGCACUCUUUGAAAACAUUUCAAACCUCACCGCACUUAGACUUUUCAAUGAUGUGGAUAUUCGACCAUCUCCUUCUCUUCAUCCAGACGCGAGGCGUAUUUCUCCUCCUCAUAGACUCAUCGACCAAUCGGGCUGGCAGGAAAUCUAUACAGGGGUUGACAUUUGGGUUUACGAUACAAAAUCCAAUGCUGAUAGUUCGGUCAGACUUGUGAGUCUACAGGGAGAUGUUUAUGGUACUGCAACGGGAGAUAGUUGGCGUGCGCAGGCAUCCCACAUCUACGACCUCCAGUUCAACAUGCUCACUGGAAUGAAAAUCAAUUUUGGGGGUAUGGAUCGUUGGGAUUAUAGCGAAAGAAAACGGAAUCUGGACGAAGCCGUGAUUCCUGUCGUUUAA
Messenger RNA from Marasmius oreades (fairy-ring Marasmius), 843 nucleotides. RefSeq lists its product as uncharacterized. NCBI's taxonomy places the organism in Eukaryota, Fungi, Basidiomycota, Agaricomycetes, Agaricales, Marasmiaceae. The record is from RefSeq and is a predicted model, not a curated record. The transcript is spliced from 4 exons. Bases 1 to 843 code for a protein of 280 amino acids.